Messenger RNA from Volvox carteri f. nagariensis, 486 nucleotides. RefSeq lists its product as uncharacterized. Bases 1 to 486 code for a protein of 161 amino acids. The transcript has a single exon. The record is from RefSeq and is a predicted model, not a curated record. Lineage: Eukaryota; Viridiplantae; Chlorophyta; Chlorophyceae; Chlamydomonadales; Volvocaceae.
AUGAGGGUCGAGGUUAUCUUACAGAUCGUUGCUGGGCUUCUGCCCGUUCUCAUGCACUUGCUUCUGUCCCUUUCGCUGGACGGCAACCAGCUUACCGGCAGCCAGGCUGCAGCUGUUACUGCUGCUGCUAAUGCCAUGGGUAGGAUAGCCGAGAUAGUGGAUGUGCACCCACACUCCUUCCGUAUGUACCCAUCGCCAUGGUGGGUAGAGCCCCACCCAACCGACUUAUACUGCCAGUUUGUCCUGGAGCACUGGAACGAGGAGACCUUUCGUGCCAACUUUUGUAUGGAGCGCUCUUCAUUCCAGGAUCUGUGCGAGGCCCUGCGGCCGCAGUUAGCCCGCCAAGACACUCGCAUGCGCCAGGCCACCCCCGUGGAGCAGCAGGUCGUGAUGGCUAUGUUCCACCUGGCGCAAGGCAGAAACUACCGUGUUGUGGAGAACUGCUUCGCUGUUGCCCGCCCUUAUAGUCUCGUGCUAACAAGCUAA